AUGGCUGCAGAUGGGGCGAUAAGACGUGGCCAGGCAGACGGCAGCACGAGACAGCUUCACUGGGGAGAACAGGAUGCGCCUAUAGAGUGUAGUGUCAUGCUCGUAUAUUACAGCUUCAGGACACUUUCAGAGGGUACGACGGCCAGACUGAAGGCAGUCGAUCAUCAUGAUAUCCAAGGAAGCAAAUGGCCUGUCGGUGCGAGCGCUGAUCAAGUACAAGGGAUACAAAGAGGGUCAGGUUGGCAUUUGACGAGCGAAUGGGAGGAUGGCUUCAGCAUGAUGGUGGAGGACGAGGGCGACGCUGUGAGGUUAAGUGGCCGGGUGCUAGCGGGGGUGGGCGCCAAAGCUGGGGAUCUCAAGUAA
Alternaria burnsii is the source of this 363-nucleotide messenger RNA. RefSeq lists its product as uncharacterized. The record is from RefSeq and is a predicted model, not a curated record. The transcript has a single exon. Lineage: Eukaryota; Fungi; Ascomycota; Dothideomycetes; Pleosporales; Pleosporaceae. Bases 1 to 363 code for a protein of 120 amino acids.